Molecule: messenger RNA, 1416 nt
Organism: Beta vulgaris subsp. vulgaris (sugar beet)
Lineage: Eukaryota; Viridiplantae; Streptophyta; Magnoliopsida; Caryophyllales; Amaranthaceae
Product: COMPASS-like H3K4 histone methylase component WDR5A
Exons: 2
Coding region: 120-1142 (340 amino acids)
Molecular function (GO): protein binding
Source: RefSeq, a predicted model, not a curated record
AUCAACUACCCUAAUGUUUCCCUCCUAAAACCCUCCUCCACCCUCAAAACCCCAAUCCAUCCACAUUCCACACUCUCCAAUUUCUCCACUCUCUCUCCUCUUUCACAAUUCACACAACAAUGUCUUCAAAAACAACAACAGACCCAUCUCAAUCUUUCACUCCAUACACACUCAAACAAACCCUAACUCCCCACAAACGCGCAAUCUCCUCCCUAAAAUUCUCCUCCGACGGCCAAUAUCUCGCCACCUCCUCCGCCGAUAAAACCGCCGCAAUUUUCUCUCUCUCCUCCUCUUCAUCCGACGACUCUCCUUUGUCUGUCACCCAACACUUGAACGGCCACGAUCAAGGCAUCUCCGAUAUCGCAUUUUCCUCCGACUCACGUAUACUUGCCACCGCAUCAGAUGAUAAGUCUGUGAAAUUGUGGGAUGUGAACACUGGUCAGAAUAUGAAAACCCUUUUAGGUCAUACGAAUUAUGUGUUUUGUGUAAAUUUUAACCCUCAAUCGAAUAUGCUUGUUUCUGGGUCAUUUGAUGAGACUGUUAGGGUUUGGGAUGUAAAGAGUGGGAAAUGUUUGAAAGUUUUACCAGCUCAUUCUGAUCCUGUUACUGCUGUUGAUAUUAAUCGAGAAGGUUCGAUGAUCGUAUCGAGUUCUUAUGAUGGGUUGUGUAGAGUGUGGGAUACUAAUACUGGACAUUGUAUGAAGACUUUGAUUGAUGAUGAGAAUCCUCCUGUGUCGUUUGUUAAGUUUUCGCCCAAUGGAAAGUUUAUUCUUGUGGGAACCUUGGAUAAUACUCUGAGGCUAUGGAAUUUUCAGAAUGGGAAGUUUUUGAAGACAUACACAGGACAUGUAAAUUCAAAGUACUGCGUUUCAGCAGCGUUUUCUAUAUCAAACGGGAAGUACAUCGUUAGUGGUUCCGAAGAUCAUUGUGUCUACUUGUGGGAACUUCAGACAAGAAAAAUUGUCCAAAAAUUAGAGGGUCAUACCGACACCGUCAUAUCAGUUGCUUGCCACCCUACUGAGAAUAUGAUUGCAUCUGCUGCUCUUGGAAAUGAUAAGACAGUGAAGAUAUGGACACAAGGCAAAGAUGCUGCUCUUGGAAAUGACAAGACAGUGAAGACAUGGUCACAAGGCAAAGACUAAAUCUGAAGUUUUCUUGUCCUAAUAUAACUCGUAGCAGUCAGAUUUUUUUGAGUUUCUCUGGCUUCUUCACAGGCUCGAGGGCGGAUGUAUGUAAUUUGUAGCUGAAUAUUAAUGCUUAGAUUUAGUUGAACAUGACACCACAAUUGUUUGUAACCUUGAAACUUCAACUGGCCAAUUUUUUCUCUGUAGAAAUUAUAUCAUGUCUGAGCUAUAUACUGCAGUAUUAUUUUGUAGAUACGAUUUUCUUGCUUUUAAGUUGUCAAUUUGUCAUCCA